AUGCAGCAGCCGUUUGUGACAGAGGCCUCAGUCGCUGACUGGAACGACAGCAAGAAGCAAGAGUUUGUGACCCACGUCUCGGGGAAAGUCUCGGCUGUGCGAGACGCGUCGGAGUCAGACAUGAUUCUUCACCGUGAGCUGUAUGAGCUGCUGCAGAUGGGAAUGAUCGGGAAACUUCCCCAUGACAAGCUGGCUGAAUGCCUGAGUGCGCUGGGUGAGAAAGUAUCCAAGACAGUGAUCGAGGAGAGCAUUUGUGAUGUGCUCUGGUUGGUGGGGGAAGAGGCGGUAGAGCUGAAGGAGUCGAAGCCUGAACUGAAGAACAGCCUUGCUUCCAUCGCGAAUCAGAUCCUGUCGCACAAGGUGGCUGAUGCGGACUUGGUGAAGGAGAGGGUGUCUGAGGAAGUGCUGCAAGAGAUGGCUUUGAUUAGGAGCGCGGCGGAUGCCAAGGCAAGGUUGCAGAGGUUGAGGACUGGGAAGGUAUACAGCCAACAGAAGUUCAACCUGAUGCGGGAGGAGAGCGAGGGGUACGCCAAGUUGAUCGUUGACUUGGAGCAAGGGUGGGCGCUGAGCGCGGACAACGUUGAACGUGUGGCGAACAACAUCCAGUCAUUGAUAGCAUACUUCAAUCUUGACCCCAACAGGGUGUUGGAUAUCAUCCUCGACUGUUUUGAGAGCUGUUUGAAUCAGCCCUGUUACUUUAUUCUGAUCAAGAAGUUCAGUGCGACGUCGCUGAUUCAAGUGCUGGGGUUCAAGUUUCAUGGCCAUGUCAAGGCUGGGACGAAGCCGCCGAGCUCCCUGUUCGAGCUAGUGGCGACGCUGUGCAAGAACAAUGUGAUUCUUGUCAGUGACAUCUACCCUUACCUGUCCGCUGAAGACGAGGCUAUCAAGACUUCAUUUGAAGAGCACUGCGACAAAGUAGUGGAGCAGGUUCGAAAGAUGAGAGUUUUCAGUUUGAGCAAGAUGGAAGAGGGGCAGAAGGGAGAGGAAUCGCCGUAUGAUCCUGCGCCGCACGCUCAGGGUGGCGAGGAGAAUCAAAAGCUGGUGCUCACAGCUGCGUUCCUCGACGUUGGAGACUGGAGAUCAGCUUCUUACAUGCUCGACGUGCUCAGCGCUGUCCUCCCAACGAGCUAUCCCCCAGUGGCCAAGUCCUUGUGCAAGCUGAUUCAUCGCAUGAUCGACCCCUUGUACAGGAGCGUGAUCGAGUCCUCCAACCUGCUGGGGCUGCUGUACAAGUCGCCCAAGAUGGAGCAGUGCACUCUCUCGGAAGGGAUCCCGGUGAUAGCCGAGUUCUGUGACCUGGAGAGACUCAUGCCCUUCCUCCGGCACCUCUCGAUCUACCUGCACGAAGACGUCGUCCUGCUCGUGAAGCUCUGCCGCAUCGUGAAGGAAUGCAUCAAGUCACACGACUGCAGACCCCCGGAGUUCGUGAAGGAGAUCCUCCUCAACUUCAUGGGAGUCCUCGCGCUGCUCCCUGCCAAUGCGGCCGUCGCGAGCGACAUGUGGGAGUGUAUCAAGCUGUUCCCUUACCUCGACAGGUACUGGAUCUACUCAGAGAUGCACUGGCAGCUCUACUUCCAGCACCCGCAGCUUCUCGUCGCCAGGGCGAACGCGAAGGAGGAGAUGCGCAAGCUCUUGAAGGGCCUCACCAAGGAGAACGUCUCGAAGCAGCGCAGGCACUUGGCAAGGAUCUGCCACAGCAACCCGCUCGUCGUGAUGGAGGUUGUUCUUGAUCAGAUCCAGGAGUACGAGAGCAUGAUUGACGUCUGCAAAGACGCGUUGGGCUACUGCGGGAGCCUCGCCCUGGACAUUCUCAGCUAUCUUAUCGUGGAAGAGCUUGGAGGAGCACUUUAUAUCUCCAAACCCUUCCUGCAGGACGAUUGUGCCAACCUGGCUCGCUGGCUCCUGAACUUCUCGUCGUUCCUCUCCGAUGUCUACCUCAAGUACCCCAGGAUGGAGAUGAAGGGACUCUUGCAGCACAUCUUCAACCGGCUGCAGAAGGAUAGCUUGGGCGAGCUUCAGAUCCUGAGAGAUCUGGUAGCGAAGAUGGCUGGGAUCAAAUUCGACGUGGCUACGAUUUCGUCUGAAGACAUAGACAGCAGGAGCGGCGGGGAGAGGCUCCGGCUCGCUUCGGAAUACCCUUGGCCGACCGAGGUCCUCUUCGACCGUGCGGAGGCGGCAGGAGACAUGGGGAUAGGCAAGCUGGGAGGCGCCGCAAAGAUCAAGGCAUACCAAGCGGCGCAGAAGGAGAGGAGCGAAGCUUGCAAGUGGCUCAUUAACUCCCUCCAGGAGAGCAAGCUGACGGUGCCGCUGCUGGUGCUGAUCGCCCAGCAGACCUCCGGCUGCCUAUUCACCGCCGAGGCGAUCAAACAGGACAAGAUCAGGUUCUCGUCCUGGCUGCACGUGCAGUGUCAGGAGACCCUCCUGGUGUACGCUGACUUCCUGUGGCGCCGCGUCCCCACCAAGGACAUUGUCGGGCUGCUCCCUGGCCCUAUGGACCUGAUCAACCAGCUGCAGAUGGAGCCUGCUCUUGCUCUUUUCCUCCUCAGACCAGCGCUGAAGGGCUCGGACACCGCAUCCGUCCUCGACCUCUCCCUCCACGCCAAGGAGAUCCUCAGCAGCAUGCCCAGCAACCUGAAGCAGUCGUCCCCGGCGCUGUUCACCACCUUCUGGUCGCUCACGCUCAACGACAUCUCCGUGCCCGUGGAGACUUACGAGAAUCACGAGCGACGGUUGAAGAAGGCGCUGGCUGACCUGGAGGAGACGGACCGGCUGGACCCCAAGGCGAAGGACAAGGACAUCAAGAAGUGGAAGGAGAACAUCACCUUGGAUCUCGACAAGCUGGAGAAGGAGCGGAAGAAGCAGGUGGACAACAACAAGAAGGUCAUGACAAGAAUCACAGAGGACAAGGACGCGCUUGUGGAGAAGGACAAGUCGUACAAGGCGAUCCCCUGCUUCUUCCUCCAAACUUGCGUGUUCCCGAGGUGUGUCCAGUCGCCCGAGGACGCGGUCUUCUGCGCUCGAUUCAUCCAUCUCCUCCACAAGAUCAAGACGCCGAACCUCUCCACCAUUCUCAUCUACAACAUGAUCAUCACCACCUUUGGCCCAAUGGUGUUCUCCCGCACGGAGCAGGAGGCGAAGCACUUUGGCAAGUUCCUGUCGGAGACACUUCAGAUGCUCAACCGCUGGGCGUCUACGGAGGAAGUCUUCAAGAAGGAGUGCGAGAACUUCCCAGGCUUCACCAACGUCAGCCAGAAACCCACCAAACCCGAGAAGAUCGCCUUCAGCUCGUUCCAGCAGUGCUUGCGCAACUGGCACAAGCAGCUUUCCAAGGCCUUCACGACGUGCCUGGAGUCGUCGGAGGGGACGGAGGUUCACAACGCGCUGACGAUCCUUUCGGAGCUGGUGGGAAGCACGUUCCCAGUGUACGACACGUUCCAUGCAGAGGUGAAGCAGAGGGUGCAGAAGCUGAUAGGAGAGGAGCAGCAGUUUGGGCAGUCCAUCGUAGUGAUGGCUCGUUCUGUGAACGCUCGGCUGCAGGCGUGCGAAUCCAAGAUGCUGAAGCUCCCGUCCAAGGGGAAGAGGAAGGAAGCUCCUGAGAAAGACAAGGAUGCCGAGAAGAAGCCCAAGGUGGACAAGGGCGGGGCGGCGCCUCCGGCCAAAGAUGUCAAGCAGGAGCCUGUGAGGAGGGUGGAGAAGCAGGAGGAGGACAAGAAGGAUGUCAAGCGGGACAGCGAGCAGGACAACAGGAAGAGGAACCGAGCGGAGGACGAGGGUGCCAAGGUGCACGCCGGGAAGGAGGAAGAUCCAAGGGCCGUCAGGGCAAAGAAGGAGGUGGGCCAUUCCUCCAAGAAGGAGGGGUCCGUCUCUAGCCAGUCCAAGUCGUCGAUGGACGGGAGGGAUGGGGAGGGCGGGAGGGCGCGCGACGGGAAGGAGGAGGACAGGCCGUCGCACCUGGACGAGAGGAAGGAGAUGAAGAAGGAGGAGCCCCGCGUGGACACGCACAAGGGCAGGAAGGAGGUUGACGUUCGCGAUCUCGGUAAGGAUCGAGAUGGGAGGGACAUGGGGCGUGGGGACGGCCCACCGCGGGGGGCGCCCUCCAACAUCCGGGACGACCCGCAGGGGCAGUCGAGGAUGGGAGGUCGACUUGGUUCCCCGAGCAGGGAGAUCAAGGGCAGGGCAGACCUGGAUGACAAGCGUGACAUCAAGAGGCUGAGGAGGGAGGAGGACAAGGACCGCCAUCUCCCUCCUGCGCACCCGAUGGACAUGCGGCUCGACCCGCGCGACUCUGGGAGGAUGAUGGUUAACGAACGACCUGGACCGGGAGGGAUGCGGAUGGGGGGACCUCCCAUGGACAGAAUGGAGCCUCCGGGAAGCCGCGGGGGGAACUUUGUCGACAUGAGGGACAGGAGGGAGAGGCCGCGGCCUGGUGGCCCUCCUGGGCCGGGAGGGUCCAACAUGUCAGGAGGCAACGGGAUGCGCGGCCGGUAG
Guillardia theta CCMP2712 is the source of this 4488-nucleotide messenger RNA. RefSeq lists its product as hypothetical. Gene Ontology annotation, cellular component: THO complex part of transcription export complex. Gene Ontology annotation, biological process: mRNA export from nucleus; mRNA processing. Lineage: Eukaryota; Cryptophyceae; Pyrenomonadales; Geminigeraceae. Gene Ontology annotation, molecular function: mRNA binding. The transcript has a single exon. The record is from RefSeq and is a predicted model, not a curated record. Bases 1 to 4488 code for a protein of 1495 amino acids.